AUGAGCGGUCUCGCCGAUCCCCCGUCCAGAAGUCCGCUUAUCCUCACUGCUAUCGAUGCGCCCGGCAAAACCCGCAAGAUUCCUGUCCUUGCCUCCUCCGUUCCUCCCUCCAGCCAGUCCACCGGUGAUCCCAUGGAGGUUACUCCUCCUGCCUCGGGCGCUGCGCCCCCCAUCCAUAGCAGUCCCGAUAGCGAUCGGGCGGGCGCAAGCAACACCACCGCCACCUCCAAUGGCUCUACUGAACCUUCCAAUGUGAACCACCAUGCCGCUCCCACUCAAGCCAUCGGUGCGGCUGCUGCUGCUCAGCAGCCAAAGGUCGUUCAGACGGCCUUUAUUCAUAAGCUCUACAAUAUGCUAGAGGAUCCCAGUAUUCAGCACCUCAUCUCGUGGUCGAGUACGAAUGAUAGCUUCGUCAUGUCCCCGACUUCCGAAUUCUCCAAAGUCCUGGCUCAAUACUUCAAGCACACCAACAUUUCGUCCUUCGUCAGGCAGCUGAAUAUGUACGGAUUUCAUAAAGUGAGCGAUGUAUUCCACACCGGUUCGCCAGACUCCGCUCUGUGGGAGUUUAAACAUGGGAAUGGCAACUUCAAGCGCGGAGAUCUUGUGGGUUUGCGAGAGAUCAAGCGGCGCGCAUCCCGUCAUGCAUUGAUCCAUCGCGACUCAUUUCCUGGUCACAAGGCCGCCGCCUCCCAGCCUGGCACCCCCGCUGAGCCAGUUCCCGAUGUCACCGAGUCCCGCUUGAUGAACCUGGAGCACUCUAUGUAUGACUUGCAUGCUCGUCUACGGAACGCCGAAGAAGGAAAUGCGACCCUUAAUGCAAGAUGUCAAUCCAUGGCCGAGAGCUUAACCAGGUGUUAUCACUGGACUCACUCAAUUUCACGUUUCCUCCAAGGCAUGAUCCCCGAUCGCGAGAGCCUUCUGUAUCGAGACGUGGCCUCCAUGCAGGCGGAAUUGGAGAAGCACCUCGAGGCUGUGCGGGCCCUGGAGCAUCCUCCGGACCCAUACUUGGCCGUCCGACAACCCUACGUCACCGGCAUUUCUGGCGAUGCAGGUCCGCCGCUGUCGCCGCGCCAAAUGCCCCCGGAAGAGAGUCGCCGCCCAUCAAUGCUGGACCCCUCGAGGACCGGUAUGAUUCGGCCCCCUGUCCCCCCUCAUCUGGCCGUCUCUCCGCGGCGGUACGGGUCAAUUGGCGCUGGAAAUUCUUCCCCCAGCUACAAUCGUCCGCAAGUGCCAGCGGUCGUCACUCCGCAGCAACCUAUGCCUCAUCCUCUUUCGUCCGUAUCCUCUCCGCCUGGGCCCAAUCUUGCGCGCCGGCACACUUCGGCGGACAUUAGACAGCAUGGCUGGCCGCCACCGGGAGUGUCGCCAUUCCCUUCCGCACACCCCCCGCAGCCAACGAAUCCCUGGUCUCCCUCUCGACACCGGACUCCGACGUCAAGUGAACAAUCGGUCCGAGAUGUGUUAGCCCAGUAUGAAAUGGGUGCACCGCGGCGUCUGCAGGAACAUCGACACCCAACUCCCCCUUUGCACCCCGAUCAGAACCCCCCAACCGAUAACGGCUGGUCUUUGGGACCUAGAUUCCCUCGACACGAAUCGUCUUUGCCAGCAACUCGACGUUCCAGCAUGGCCAGCAAUGUUCAUUCGCUUCUGAACCCGGCUGAUACCGCUGAGAGGCCGGACGAAGACCAGCAUGCUAUGGCCGAUGAUCGGAAACGGAAGCGAUUGGAAUAA
Aspergillus luchuensis is the source of this 1731-nucleotide messenger RNA. RefSeq lists its product as uncharacterized. Lineage: Eukaryota; Fungi; Ascomycota; Eurotiomycetes; Eurotiales; Aspergillaceae. The record is from RefSeq and is a predicted model, not a curated record. The transcript has 6 exons. Gene Ontology annotation, biological process: regulation of DNA-templated transcription. Gene Ontology annotation, molecular function: sequence-specific DNA binding; DNA-binding transcription factor activity. Bases 1 to 1731 code for a protein of 576 amino acids.